This is a messenger RNA of Tachysurus vachellii, 1526 nucleotides long. RefSeq names its product cAMP-dependent protein kinase inhibitor alpha (gene pkia). The transcript has 3 exons. Gene Ontology annotation, biological process: negative regulation of cAMP-dependent protein kinase activity. NCBI's taxonomy places the organism in Eukaryota, Metazoa, Chordata, Actinopteri, Siluriformes, Bagridae. The coding region runs from base 292 to 525 and encodes 77 amino acids. The record is from RefSeq and is a predicted model, not a curated record. Gene Ontology annotation, cellular component: nucleus; cytoplasm. Gene Ontology annotation, molecular function: cAMP-dependent protein kinase inhibitor activity.
AUGUCUCCAAAUUGGUAACCUGGAUAAAGCGCCAGGCCUCAUUAUCAGCAUGAGAUUGUCUGUAAAAUAGGAAACUAAAGCGAAAACAUUCUGUUAGUUUGAGGGAAUUUCUCCAGCGCACUGUGGAUAAAAAUAGACUAAGCUCGGGUGAAUCCGUUCAAUCUGGCAACCCAGAUCAGGCUGCAGCACUGAGAGCGCAGAGAGACGAAGCUGCUGCUGCUUCUGUAAAGACAGAUAAGAAGGAGACCAAACAAAGCCUAAAACAGACUGCUAUGUUGAAAUAAAUUAGAUAUGACUGAUGUGGAGGCAACGUAUGAAGACUUCAUAGCCUCCGGAAGGACGGGUAGAAGGAAUGCGGUGCAUGAUAUUCUGGGGGAAUCGGGAGGGCUGGACGUUAGUGGACUCUCGCAGACGCUUUCUGAGCUCAACGUCAACAAAACAGACGAAGGGAACGAUGGAGAGAAAAGCUCGAGCUCUUCAGACUCCGAUCCCAAACCUGAGAAGAGCAAGGCGGAGGGGACGUAACACCCGUCUUCAUCAGUACCAUCCUGUGGCUAUUUGAGGACCUGGACAUGGACUGGCGGACACGGCGACGCCCUCUACUGGUCUACUCGGCCAAGGCUCUGCCUUCACUGUGUUCAGACAAAAAGGCUGGAAUUGUAGCUUCAGUACCAUAACUGAUGUACUGUAGGCUCUCCCUCAGCUAAUCACUGUUGAUUGUUAGCUGUUGAAAUGGAGCUAAACCUAUCAGCUCCUCCACCGCAGAGCUGCUCAAGACGUAGCUGGAGAUUUGUAGGAGCUUCUCAGACCUUCUCACCAUUUGACUUUCCGUCACGGAGUCAUGGAAAGAUACUUUCUUUUUGAUCUACUGCCACGUUAGCCAUGCUAAUAUAUUUCAGUGUUCUUAAUUUGUACAAAUUAAAGUAGUAGUGUUGUUGUAAUGGAUUAUGUUUUUUAUAUUUAAAUAUUCGUUCUCUAUUUUAAUUAGGUUUCGGCUUUUCGCUUAACGUUUCAGCUGAUGUUCUUAUCGAAUACACGAAGAAACGAAGUUUUUCCGCGUAACGAAGACGCCGCGCCGUUGGCUGUUAAACGGACGAGUUAAAUGUCACUGAAAGUGGUUUAAAAACAUGAUGCAUGACAACUAAAUAUAUUUCAUCUAUUCAGAGAAAACACAUGUACAAAAUAUGCAGCUGUGUAAAAGUGAGCUAACGUUUGUGUUGUUUUUCAUUCUUGUUCAUUUUAUACAUAUUUGAUUUUUAAAAAAAACAGAAGCAAAAAAUAGAAAGAAUUAAAUAAAAAAAGAAUAAAAAGAAUUAAGCACAUUUUUUCUCAACACUGCCCUCUAUUUGUUUAUUUAUUUAUUAAUUUUUAGCUCAAUUUGAUCGAGUUUUAAUACGUAUAUCUUCCUCAUUUGUUCACUUUAUUGCUGUGUGACAUUUUUCGGUAAUACACAUUAUAGGAUGAUGUUUUCGUCACCAUUAAUGUAUUUUAUUAAUUUUAUUAAUGACUUUUUUCUUGUGUCACAG